GGAAACUAACCGGCGCAGAACACUGCUGGAGGCCAGCCCAGCUAGCACACCUCAGGAAGACCAGCCUGCUAGAUUACCAAAGUAAAGAGAAACAAUAAAUCAAUCUCAACAUGUCAACACGAGGCAAACGUACAGGUUCCCUGGAGACCGAUAUUGAGAGAGCCAGAGAAGAAGGGAAUUGGAAAAAAGUAAUCGAGCUUGCCAACCUGCUUAAAGACAAAGAUAAACAAAAUGAGGCACUUGGCUGGUUUCUUAUUGGAGAAGGGAAACUAGAAGAACAUUUAGAGGAGUUCCCCCCUCUUCUGGAGAACAGUAGCACUGAGAGUUCUAGAGAUGUGAGAUUAAAGGAUGCUAAGGCUUGUCUGGAACGUACAGUGGGAGAGGAUGCCGCAAAGAUUGGUGUACAUCUGGAUUCCUGGAUACUCUUGGCUAAACUACACUUCGCUGUCGGAAACUUCAGCGAGUCACUCAAAUUUUAUGAGAAGUCUAAGCUGGAAACGCUUGAAGAGAAGAAACUGCCUCCGCGGAGCCUGAAGAUCAUUGCUGAAGCAUUUGCCAUCAAAGGAAUGUGUUUUGAGAAGAUUCCAAUCCAAACUACCAGCAAGAGUAAACUUUUGGAUCGAGAAAACAAAAUUACAAAGUGUUAUGAGCUUUCAGGGGACCUUGCACUCUUAUAUCUACAGGAGAUAGACAGUGUAUCACGACGAGGGUAUGCCCAGAGUACGCUCUCUAUGCAGAGUGUAGGGGUUGUGGGAAAUAGUAGUUCACCAGUUCCACCCUAUGUUGAGCAUAAACUUGGCCCUAUCCUGGAGAAUGCAAUGUUAAAGGCUCCACAAAUCUACCUCAAAACCGGCAAAAUAGAGAAGGCAAUUGCCAGGUUCCGAGCAAUGUUGAGUGCUGAGGAGACGAGGAGUACGACUAGUGUAAGAUUGGGUCUGGCUAAACAGCUGGCUGAAACUCUCAUUCAUAGCAUCAGUGAUAAAAAGUACUCGGUCCCGGACACUGAGUCUCCUAAACGGGUGAACUCACGGCAAAGUGCCGGUAUGGGGGAGUCACCUUGGAAACCUAAACGAUUCUCAAACUCAAACCAGUUCCUACCUGUAAACAAACAAGAAGAGAUUGUGCUUCUGCUGCUGCUGUGUGAAGCGAUGGUGAGCAAGCAUGUUCCUUUAAAUCAGAAUCCAGAAUAUGAUGCGCAUAGAACCAACACGAUGCACGGAGCCACUUCAGUUUUCAAUCUCAUGAAUUUAGCUAUGGCACGGUUUGGACAUUUCCGCACACUGUGUGAGAUGUUUGAACGAUCUCUACGGUUUGCUCCUAAAGAAGAACAUAUAUGGGCGCAGUUUGCUCUCUCACUAGCUUGCGAUGGGAGAUCUCUACGAUGUGUUGUAGUUUUAAAGGAGGUUGCUGAAAUGGAUCCAGAGGAUGCUUCUCCCUGUCUUGUUGCAGCCAGGAUUUGCUUUGAGAGAUUGAACCUACUGGCAGAGGGUAUUGAGUGGGCGGAGAGGGCAUUAAUCAGAGAGGAGGAAUAUCCACAAGAUCUACGAUCACGAUGUCAUCUGUAUAUCGGUAUCGGACACUAUCUUAAAUCUACUGAUGUCGAGACUAGGGAGGCCAGACAGAACUUUGCACAGUCUGCUCUUCAUCAUCUGCAAAUCAGUAUUGAUCUUGAUCCUGGAGAUCAUUUAGCGCAUUUUUAUUUGGCUCUUCACCUCGCAUCUCUUAGACGGAUUCCGGAAGCAUUUAUUCAUGUAAACAAGGCUAUUCAGCUUAAUCCAGUUCAUUUACAGAGCCUACAUCUUGCAACACUAGUCAUUUCCGCGAAGGGAGAUUUUGAUGAAGCCUUGAAACUUUGUGAACAGACGCUCCUCGAAUAUCCUGAAAACCUUCCCUUACUUGCUCUAAGAGCAAGGUUAGAGGAGCAAGUGUACGGGGGAGAUGUUGCUCUGAGAACUGCUAGAUAUAUGUUCAACCUACUCCGAGACCUGGGAGAAAUCAGUGCUUCAUCAACAGACUCAGGAAUAGGGAUUGAAGGAGAAACCCGGAGUAUGGUGGCCGCCAAUUAUUCUCAUUGGGACACACUGUCAGAUAAAGAUAGUGUUUCUCUCCAGGCCCAGUCUGUAGCAGCCAGUCAGGUGGAGAAAACACUUAGUGAAGUAGCAAGCAGUCUCAGUGCUGGGGUUACAAAAAAUAGUACACAUGAGACUGCUUACAAUCAAAUAAGAACCUGGCUGCUGACCGCUGAACUCUAUUUACGCCAAGAUCAAGUCGAGGCAGCUCAGCAAUGCUGUAAUGAGGCCCGUCAGCUGUACCCCCUCUCCUACCAUAUUCUUUAUCUUAAAGGAGCAAUUCAUCAGUAUCGUGACGAAUGGGAGUCUGCUAAAACCUGUUUUGAAGACAGUUUGUCAAUAAAUCCACAUCACAUCUCCAGCCUUCAAUCCUUGGGUCUUACUCACCUCAAAUUAGGAUCCCCCAGAUUAGCUGAGCUGGUUCUACGAGCAGCAAUUAGACUCCAGCCUCAUGAUCCUGUUUCAUGGACGUACUUUGUUCAUCUAUCUUUUCAUCCCUUUCAUCUCUAA
This is a messenger RNA of Eurytemora carolleeae, 2579 nucleotides long. It is a transcript of the gene Ttc7, whose product is annotated as tetratricopeptide repeat protein 7B. The coding region runs from base 111 to 2579 and encodes 822 amino acids. Lineage: Eukaryota; Metazoa; Arthropoda; Copepoda; Calanoida; Temoridae. Gene Ontology annotation, biological process: protein localization to plasma membrane; phosphatidylinositol phosphate biosynthetic process. Gene Ontology annotation, cellular component: plasma membrane. The transcript has 29 exons. The record is from RefSeq and is a predicted model, not a curated record. Gene Ontology annotation, molecular function: protein binding.